Messenger RNA from Poecilia reticulata (guppy), 2829 nucleotides. It is a transcript of the gene b3gat1b, whose product is annotated as beta-1,3-glucuronyltransferase 1 (glucuronosyltransferase P) b. Gene Ontology annotation, cellular component: Golgi membrane. Gene Ontology annotation, biological process: carbohydrate metabolic process; chondroitin sulfate proteoglycan biosynthetic process. The record is from RefSeq and is a predicted model, not a curated record. Gene Ontology annotation, molecular function: galactosylgalactosylxylosylprotein 3-beta-glucuronosyltransferase activity. NCBI's taxonomy places the organism in Eukaryota, Metazoa, Chordata, Actinopteri, Cyprinodontiformes, Poeciliidae.
ACACAGACUGGCAUUCAUAACAGCAGCAAGCCAAAAGGAAGCAGAUGAUUGGCUUUGAGGGAAGCUGCUGGCAACAAUUAACAAGAGGGGAAGAAGAGAGUGAAGAGGAGCGAUGGGAGGAGGGUAAAACGGAGGGAGGGAGAGAGAGACUGUGAUGCCAAACGAGCUGUCCUCUCCAACGUCUCAGUCUGACAGCGCCGGAGCACAGAGCGCUGCGUUCCCACCACCUUUUCAGUCAUCCGUUCAUUCAUGGAUGGGGCGUCUGUGGUGAUCGGCAAUAAACUGCAGCUAAACAUGUGUGAAGUAACCCCUAUUAAGAUCCUCCGUGUGGCAGAGACAGCAGAAGAAGAAGGAGGAGGGAUGUGAUUUCUCAGCUGCUUCAGUCUGCAAUUAAGGGGCCGGCACCGAGGACGCGACCCUGGGACCCGAUGGCUUAAUAGCCCCCACUGGAAGUCUCCAAAGAGGAAUUGAGAGAUUGCUCUGUUUAUGUGUUUACUACUGUAUGGCACAACACUGUAGUAGAAAAUGUCCUCACACUUCGAAGGGAUUAGCCUCGGUGGAUCCUCGUUCAUAUAUGGAAGCCAUAACCUUCAACCUCUGGGACCCACUAAUCUGGAUUCAUACUAAAUGAAGACACCAAGACAAUUAUCUUAUGGAGACCAUGAGAUGAAUCAGGGUGACCCAGGAGAUGCCGAAGAGACGAGACAUUGUUGCCAUUGUACUGAUUGUGUUGCCUUGGAUGCUACUCAUCAGUGUUUGGCACCAAAGCAACAUCACAUCUGUCCUAACUGCUCAAAAAGCUGACACAAUUGGUGGCCGCUCAGACUCUCGGGCCUUACAGAAAUCCUCCUCACUGCAGAGCCGUGACAUUGUGCAUGUGGUGCGCACUGAGUACAUUUACAGCCGGCCUCCGCCUUGGUCCCAAAGACUUCCUACUCUCCACAUCAUCACUCCCACUUACAGUCGCCCGGUGCAGAAAGCUGAGCUGACCCGCCUGGCCAACACUCUUCUCCAUGUGUCAAAUUUGCACUGGAUUGUCGUGGAAGACUCCCAGAGGAGGACCACUCUGGUUAGCCAUUUCCUUCAGGAAAAGGGUCUUAACUACACCCACCUCAACAUUUUGACACCAUUGACUCGUAAAUCUAGAGGAGACGGGAGGAACCCCAGAGUACCGCGGGGUACCUUGCAGAGGAACCUGGCCCUGCGGUGGCUACGAGAGACCUUCCCCUUAAACUACACCCAGCCUGGAGUUGUUUACUUUGCAGACGAUGACAACACAUACAGUCUACAACUGUUUGAAGAGAUGAGGUCGACUAAAAAGGUAUCUGUGUGGCCUGUGGCAUUUGUGGGUGGCCUACGAUACGAGUCACCCAAAAUAAAUGCCCUAGGCAAGGUGUAUGGCUGGAAAACAGUAUUUGACCCACACCGGCCUUUCGCUAUAGACAUGGCUGGGUUUGCAGUAAACUUGGGCCUCAUUCUGUCUAAACCUCAGGCUUAUUUCAAGCUUCGAGGAGUGAAGGGAGGAUAUCAGGAGAGCAGCUUACUGAAGGAACUGGUCACUCUGAGUGAGUUGGAGCCUAAAGCCUCAAACUGCACUAAGGUAUUAGUGUGGCACACACGGACGGAGAAGCCUGUGCUAGUAAAUGAGGGCAAGAAAGGAUUUACUGACUCUAACGUAGAGAUAUGACAUUCUUCAUCCGACACAGGAAAGGAAGCUUUGCUGGGAUCUGUCUGGGCUCAAACCACCCCUCAGACCUCCGGUGGCCAAAAACAUAACAAUAGCUGCACUUAACCUCUGCUGCAUAAAUGGAAGCACCGAGCUAUGUGCAUGUACUGAACUCAACAUAUCAAAGCACAACUGCACAGGAACUUUGCUGCUGGGCGGAACUGAGUCGACAGAGGAAGGAGUUGCCAAAUGGAUCUGGCACAGUAGGAGCUGAAACAAAGGAGGUUACCCGACUUAAACUCCAGAAAGAGAUGAACCAGUGUGCAAUAAAGAAGCCUCUCUGCACAGACGCCACCAGCCAAGCAUCCAAUCAGCACUUAAUAGGGCUCUUUUGUUCUGAGGUCAGUGGGCUGUUGGGCACAGGGCUGCACAUAAAACAAGUCCUUGUUUGAAGUAACACAGCACUGACUGGCAGAUAGUGCUGAUGGGAUCCAAGCUCCUCCCAAAUCCCCCCCCCCUGUAUUAGUACUAUACAACACUAGCCUAUUUAGAUAGCACCCUGAACCCUUCACUAAUUAGGAGUUGUAUUUCUGCUCAGCACACAUUCACUUAACCAGCUGACACACACACACAUGCACACACACGUGCACUGAUUUAUUAUCGUCAAACACAAACAACCUUUCACAUUCAUGUAUUAUCAGCACUUCCUGGUGUGCUGCAAGGACUGCUGAGCUGUCCUAUUAAAGAGAUGAUUCUGUUUCGUUAACAAUCUCUGGACUUUUUUUAUUUGCUAAUUUAAACAACAAUUUCUUUGUAAAUUCUGUUUGCUGAUUAUUUAUUAUGAACAUGUGGGGAAAACUGUAGAAUAUGGAGCCACGACUCCAAGUAGUAGAAGUGAAAACUCUUAUUAAAUGUUUUGAUUCUUCCCAGCAUGGCUUGCAAGUUGUGAUUUCAUACACCACCAACCUGCAGCAGAACCUCUUUAGCAUGUCAACACUCUGUCUGGUACUGGCUUUGAAGAGUUUGCGCAGCUCUCCGUGUGCCCUGUAGGCGGCACCAUUGCAGUUCACAUGGACAUAACUGUAUGAUGUUUUAGUGAUGUCUGAGUAAGGUGAGAAAGCCAUUUACUUCUGUCCCAUAAAGCUAGUUUUUUGUUUUACAUA